Messenger RNA from Fundulus heteroclitus (mummichog), 726 nucleotides. Its product is annotated as ras-related protein Rab-44-like. The transcript has 3 exons. Gene Ontology annotation, cellular component: plasma membrane; synaptic vesicle; endosome. NCBI's taxonomy places the organism in Eukaryota, Metazoa, Chordata, Actinopteri, Cyprinodontiformes, Fundulidae. Gene Ontology annotation, molecular function: GTP binding; GTPase activity. The record is from RefSeq and is a predicted model, not a curated record. Bases 1 to 726 code for a protein of 241 amino acids. Gene Ontology annotation, biological process: regulation of exocytosis; protein localization to plasma membrane; protein secretion.
AUGUUACCAACUACUCUUGACUACAGCUUCCUCGUCUCUGUGGAAGAGGGGCAUCUCAACAACACAGUGAAACAUGGUGGGGGCAGCAUCAUGUUCUACUGUGGGGAUGAGUGUGCGCGGCGCGCACACGUUCACGCGCCCAGCGGGGCAGCCCUCCUCUCCUCUCCUCCUCCUACUCUCUUCCCUCGCGCUGCAGCUCGCGGGGACUCAUCCCCUCCUAUCCUCUCACUAUCGUCCAGAGACGGCUGCAACUCCGCACACUCACCGGGAACCCGUCAGCUGCUCCGGGUCAACAGCACAGGUGCGCUAAACUGCGGGCUGCCGCGGAAGGGAAACAGGUCCGCUGCUGUUGCCUCUGUUCCUGGAGCAGGAAGGCGUUCUUCAAGGAGCGCUAAACUUAUCCCGCACCUUUCGGGCCAUACGAGCCAAAGAGCCGACAGGGAACCGAGUUGGCCCGUUCUUUUACUGUGCAAAAAGAUGGCAUCAAACGACGCACGGCUUCAUCAGCCGCCCCCACAGAAAGACGCGGCUGACCUAAACUUUGACUACAUGUUCAAGUUGCUGAUCAUCGGCAACAGCAGCGUCGGAAAAACCUCCUUCUUGUUCCGCUAUGCAGACGACUCCUUCACCCCUGCGUUUGUGAGCACCGUGGGCAUCGACUUCAAGGUCAAGACUGUAUUUCGCAACAACAAGCGGAUCAAGUUACAGAUUUGGGUGAGUGGAUGA